Molecule: messenger RNA, 2286 nt
Organism: Anneissia japonica
Lineage: Eukaryota; Metazoa; Echinodermata; Crinoidea; Comatulida; Comatulidae
Exons: 11
Coding region: 330-2204 (624 amino acids)
Source: RefSeq, a predicted model, not a curated record
ACAUUACAAACCUCGCUCCACCAGCAUGUGAAUAUCCUUUACCAACUGAACCAUCACCAACUAACCUCCCAAGCACAACCAACUAUGUCAGAUUACCGACUUGUUUUGUCUUCUUCUGCACGCUGUUCUGUAAAUCUGGUAACUAUGCUGUCGAUGAAAAUGGGUGUCAGAUAUGUUCUUGCGCAAUCCAGAGUGAUUUAGGCCUACUGAAUGAGACCUGUCCAGAUGCAAGACGUCGGGCCAUUAACGAGACGCUGGAAGAGUGGGAACUUGAAAAUCCCUCACCACCAUAUCCGUGGAUACCUGAGUGUUAUUCUGAAUUCUAUACAAUGAUACAAGAAAAUCAUUUAGCAGGUUAUUUCUGCGUGGACCAAGUAACUGGGAAACCGAAUGGAAAAGAAAUGAAUGGUUGUGACACUUAUAAAAACUGCGUUUACGACAGAACGAUGGGAUUGUCAAAGGCGCUUCGAAAAGCUGGUUACAAGAAAUCUUCUAAACAGGUGAAAGCUCUUCUUAGUGGUCCUAACGCAAACGAUGUUGGUGCCAUAUGGAAUUUAUUGAACAAAGAUGAGCGUGAAAAUACCUUUACAAAAACUGAAAUAUUUGUCCCAAGAUGUAACGCAUAUGGCGAUUUCCAGGCAUUGCAAUGUAACUACGGAACGGGAAAUUGUUGGUGUGUCGAUAUAUUCGGCGCUGAAAUCGAAGGGAGCAGACGGUCUAUCAGACAACCAGUUCCUGAUUGCACGCAGUAUACAAGGCGAAGUGAUCCUGGUCCGAGUUAUAUGGAUGACAUGUAUGACUUUUCAUUUGAACUCAAUGACGAGUUUGGUAUUUAUUCUACCUUUGAGAAUUACCGGUACCCUAGUUCCUCCGAUAUAUAUUACUUCUGGACUAAAGAUGGGGUACCCGUACCGACAAUAUUAUUCGAGGAUAAAUACUCUGUUGACACGUGGUCGAGAGUCGACGGGCAGCUUACGAUUGGCCUUAGUAUAUACAACGCAACUGAAAAGGAUCAAGGCUCAUACAGAUGUAACCUAGUAAAAUCAUCUAGCGAUUACUUUUUGACAUCGCCUCCAUCUAAGGCCGAAUUCUAUAGCGUUGAUACAUCAUUCACAGACGACGACUACUACUACAGUACCAGACCUCAAUGUAACAUAACAACUUGCGAUAAGGUGUGCGCAUACGGAUAUAAACACAAAGGGGCUUGCAUACUAUGCGAAUGUUUUACGAGAGGAGAUAUAAAUUCUUCCAUAAAUAUGGAACGCAUGCGAGUUGAGAUCGUUUCUUCAUUUGGAACAAACAACGGAAGAUGUGAGGCCAAACGACAAUGGAUCUAUAAGAAUAUUAGAAGAAUGAAUUUAACAGCCAGUCCGGAGGCUUUCCAGAUUCUUGAUAUCCCACCAGAGUGCGACUCCAACGGAAAUUUUGCCAUAAUACAAAAUAUCACGUCAAUAGGGCGAGUGUGUGUUGACGACAUGAAUGGCCAACCAACAGGACGAAUGCUACCAGAUUGUAAAACACUCAGUCAGUGCUCCAAAGACGAAAUACGUGGUAUGGAGUCGCAACUGAAUUUUUUUUUGGAUGAUCCAGCGACUACAGAAGAUUUCAUCGCGGAUAUACGCCAGGUCAACAGUUUGCAACAAAAACAGAUUAUAUACUUCGACAGCCUUAUUGAUGCACCCACAUCGCUUGGAGGCAGAGACAGAAGAGGCCUACUUCCUGUUUUAAUGUGUGAGCCGAAAACUGGCAUGUAUUAUGGACGACUACAUAACUUCGAAGAAUCUCCCGAAUUUUGGUGUGUUGAUAUUUAUGGAAACGAAAUAGAAGGAACGCGAGCCGGAGUGAAUGGAACCAUGAAUUUCUGUGACGACAUAAGCCGUCACAAAGAACCUGAAACACAAUUGCAUCCAACAGAAGACGAUACUGCCCUAGUGUCCAAGAUCAACAGCACGAUAGAACUGCCGUGUAACAUAACGGCAGCAUCAAUUGAUGCUUUCGUCACGUGGGAAACGCCAAAGGGAUACCUGGAACAAAUUUCUCUAGUCGACAAACGUGUACGAAUAAUAGGAGACGGUAUCACUGACUUUACGUUGCGCAUUAAUAACCUAAGUUACAGUGAUCAAGGAUGGUAUACGUGCGUCCUUUCUAAUUACCUGUCCGGCAAUGGUGGAAGACACUCUUACAUCGUCUCAAUUACGUAUUAGACAUAGCUCUAAACCUGGGCGGCUAUAGAACGGUCCUAAGUGCGACCGUUUAACCAAGGACUUCAAGACUAUACUGUAUGUG